This is a messenger RNA of Liolophura sinensis, 6702 nucleotides long. Its product is annotated as protein trachealess-like. The record is from RefSeq and is a predicted model, not a curated record. Gene Ontology annotation, molecular function: protein dimerization activity; DNA-binding transcription factor activity, RNA polymerase II-specific; RNA polymerase II transcription regulatory region sequence-specific DNA binding. The transcript has 13 exons. Gene Ontology annotation, biological process: regulation of transcription by RNA polymerase II. Lineage: Eukaryota; Metazoa; Mollusca; Polyplacophora; Chitonida; Chitonidae. The coding region runs from base 115 to 2868 and encodes 917 amino acids.
CACUACGGCGUUAGCCCUGAUCUGGGCAUAGUGCAGGACUGUCAAGGACACCAGGAUGAUUCCAAAGGACCCUUGCUUCCUAAAGACACCGGAAAUCUUUCGAUGACCAGAUAAAUGCCCAGCGAACGGGAGAGAAAGCGGAGCAAGGAGGCCGAGCUAGCUGGCUGUGAGGGGAUGUCUUCAACGAAUACUCGUAUUCUGGAACUAAGAAAAGAAAAAUCACGAGAUGCAGCCCGAUCUCGACGUGGAAAGGAAAACUAUGAGUUCUACGAGCUGGCUAAGUUACUUCCCCUUCCGGCUGCCAUCACCAGCCAGCUGGACAAGGCCUCCAUCAUCCGGCUGUCCAUCAGCUACCUGAAGCUAAGAGACUUCUCCAGUCACGGAGACCCCCCAUGGCACAGGGAUGGACCCCCACCCAAUAAAUCUAUAAAAGGUGGACCACCGAGGAGGCGGAACAUGACGGCCGUUGCCAUGGAAAUUUUUGAAUCUCAUCAAGGAACUCAUAUAUUACAGUCUCUGGAUGGUUUUGGGUUUGCUCUCUCCAAUGACGGCAGAUUUCUCUAUGUCUCAGAAACAGUGUCAAUAUACCUAGGGCUUUCACAGGUAGAGAUGACAGGCAGCAGUGUGUUUGACUAUGUACACGUCAAAGAUCAUCCAGAGUUGGCUGAUCAUUUAGGAUUAGCAAUUCCACAAGGCGGAGUUCCCUCCCCAGGCUCUUUGUCUGACAGUGAUGCUGGUACCCCCAGGUCUAUCAGUCCUUCUCUCCCAGAUAAAGCAUGUGUAAUGACUCUGAACCCUGACAAAGGUAGUGAUCGCUCAUUUUGUAUUCGGAUGAAGUCCACCUUAACGAAACGAGGGGUACAUGUGAAAACCUCAGGAUAUAGAGUAGUUCAUAUAAUAGCUCACCAUCGACCCCAGUUUUCAUUUUCAUUAAAUCGCAAACAGUCCCCUCCAUUGCUAGGGCUAGUGGCACUAGCUAUCGCCCUUCCGCCUCCCACCAUCACUGAGCUUCGCAUGGAAAAUGAUACCUUUGUGACGAGACUCAGCCCAGAGUUCAAGGUGCUAUAUUGUGAGCCCAAAAUUGCAGAGUUAAUGGAUCUUUCAGCAGACGAUAUCACUAAUAAUAUUUUAUAUGACCACUGUCAUGCUGCUGACCUACAGAAGUUACGGAAGUCCCAUGUCGAUUUGUUACAAAAAGGACAGGUAAUGACGGAGUAUUACCGACUGAUGAACAAACAUGGUGGCUAUGUGUGGAUACAAACGUGUGCCACCACCAUUUGCACGGCCAAAAACUUGGAGGAGCAAAAUGUUGUUGCUUUAAACUAUGUACUGAGUGGGGUAGAAUUCCAGGGCUGUGUGAUGGACAGUGGUCAGUUAAAGUCAAUGCCAAAUCAAGAAACUGACCACUCAGAUCACAGUGACACAGGCUCAGACCAAGAAAACGAAAGGCGGACUGAUAGCAAAAAAGAACCUGUAUCAAGGGAGAGAAAUCAUGUUGGUGAGAGUGAGGUAACUCGAUUUGGGACGGCAUCAAAAAUGUCUCUGCAGUCCUCCACUACAAAGACAUCGCGGUGUAACAAUAAUCAUAAGGAGUUUCCUUCUGACUCUGAUGUUCAUGUCAAGUGUUCACCACAAAGUUCACCCAUCCUUGGGAAUGAUUCAGUCUUUCAUGACAGGCCCGAGUGUGUGAAACCGGAUGGAAAAAACUCGCGCAGGAAAAUGGAUCGUCCUCGAAAGAGAAAACGAGAAGUUGAGAGUGAUUGUGACAUGAAUGGAAUUGAUUCAUACGAGGAUGACAUGAGUGUGGUGACGGGUGGGAGUCUGACCCCAGGCAGCCAUUCUCUGCACAACAGAGAUUCCCGUAUCUCCCCUGAUCUCACCUCUAGUCCACAUCCCAUGCUGGGGGUCUCCCCAGUCCCAGAGGACCUGUCUGUCAAACCCCCAUCCUCCUCACCUAUAGGUCUCCCCUCUGCUGUAACAGUGGGCACGACCUUACCUGACAUUACUAACCCUAAUUCCUCGCCAGAUGCAGAAUGGCCCAAGACGGGCUCAGGGGUGAAGGAAGAGGGCAUAGCGAGUUCUUCUGUCAAGGAUUUGGAGGAGGCCAUGAAUAAACAUUUACCUGUCCUACCUGAGGGGUCAGCAGAGGCAAGGAACCCGGCUUCUGACCCCGGGAGCGACAGGUCAGAGGCCUCAUGUCUACAUGCAAAACAAAAGUCCACUAUCCAGUGGAUAGGCUCUCAGCAGCCUGCCCCUGAUCCCUUGGCAGCCUCCAACCUGCUGCGCAGCCUGUAUGCAAACCGUGAAUCAGUGAUACGCACCAACAUAUGCAAUACCCGUCCACAUUACUAUGGUGACCACGUGGCAGUGAACAUGCUGACCCCACCCGGCAAUGAGAGCUAUAAAGACCCUCCGCAGAUGUCAUUACACCCACUCCAGUAUCCCGCUGGGAAACAAACAGCCAACCAUCACACUACCAUGUCUUCAUACACCAACACCCCUAUCACUGUCUCCAUGACAACCCAUGUGACUGAUACCCCAUACAACAUGACACCGCCCUCAUCUGUCUCCCCGCAGGACAAGUUUGUGUCUCCAUUCUCGGAGGGCGGGUACGCAGACGGCCCAUCUCCCCACUGCCCGGUAACAGAGGACCCCUGUCAGCGCCUACCGGUCAAGCCCCAGCUGUACUCCAUGCCCAUGCCUGCGCACCUGCCGGCAUACGCUGACCGCAGCUCUCACCUGAGCUACCCUAACAUUUCCACAUACAAUAGCACCGGAGCCAGCUUCUCCUCUUAUACAUCCUCCUCCACAAACCUUGGGGCGGAGCCUAACAGUUCCUGGUACUCAUCUCACUUCGCCACUCCAUGACCUCUGUAGGGGCCAGUAGGUCAAGGGUGAGUGGAUAAGAGACAGGAAAGGACAGGUCUCUACAGGGCCUGAUGUGAAUAUCAAGAGACACAAGGAGGAAAACAGAACCAUUAUAGUGCUAACAACCAGAACACUGUUACACACAUGCCAUCCAGGGGUACUGGUGCAAUGGCUUGACCUGUGUAUGAGGAUGAGAAAGAUAACUCCUGUCUGUGUUGAACUAAUGAAUAUUUGGACUUUUUCGAAUCUGUUUUCAUAGUUAGUCUCUGAUCAAAUGCCCCUUAGGAGACCACACUGAGCCAGAUCCCAGUUUACAAAUGUUCUGCGUAUUUUGCCAAAACGACAGAAUCAGUCCGAGAAUGUUGAGAGUUUCAGGCAACUGUGAUAUGACAGUUCAAUUCUUAAUCAUUUAGAAUAUUUAAGGCAAUAGAGAAGUGGAGACUUAAUAUAUCUGUUAAGCUCUCUUCUCUGCAUUCAGUAGUAAUAAUACUGUUACAUUAUGAAAAUUAAUAUGAUUUCUGUGUGUAUUGCAAGAAAGAAACAAACAUUUAAUGCAGUUUCAAGAUUGCACCCACUUAAAAGUUACCCAUCCUUGCGCCCUACCACUGCAAUACAUGUAACAAUGUUAAACUGGAAAAUCCAAGGGAGACAACUUCAGAGUGAUUGCGGUUAACUUGUUGAACACUAGUGCAACUUAAAUAUACAUAUAGUGUCAGACAUUAGCUAAAUGAUAUUGGUAAGCAUUUGAUUAAUAAAAGGGAUUAUUGUUUUAAAAUUCUAAUUGUAGGACUAGAACCAGUCAGCUGUGUCAAGAUAAAGAUGUCAGAUAAAUAAUUAAUGGGUCAGGCAAUAUUGAAAAUAUUGAAAUGAAUUAAAAGCUCUUACUUUGAAAAUUAUUAUUUUUUGGAUCAGAUUUCAGGGUGUCUUGUCUUUCCAUUGUGAGAGUUCAAGCAAAUUUUUCGACUCUCCAAUUUUAGCGACUGUCAUCAAAUAUAUUCAGGCUUAAAAAAAAUGCACAGUGAUGUUCAAACGUUUCGUGAUAAGAAUUUGUUUCUAACUGCUACAUGUAGCUGAAUGCAGCAUUUUGUGGAACAGAUCUGAACAUAACAGUUAACUGAGUUGAACAUAAUUUAAUAUUAACCAUAAUCUUUGGAAAUAAUAUAUUAACAUGCAUAAUGAAUUCAGUAAUCAGGAGAUGUAAUGCUUCAGUCAUUUUUAUCAAGGAUGUUUUGGGUCUCUUGCACUUACCAUAGUUUCACCUGACAGGAUAAUCUUGUCCUCUUUUUAUUAUUAUCAUUUGCAUAAAAGCUUGUCUUUUAAAGAUGUUUUAUGAAUAUUGCAUUUUUUGGACAGUUACCGUACAGACUUUUCAUCAUGUGUUCAAACGUUUUUGUGGUCGCAUCUUUUUCCUUUGAUAUAUUUUUAAACAUAACAUUUGAUGUUAUGCGUGUCUUAUGCAGUUGAAAUCAAACUGGUGUUGUUAUUUUCUUAGAAUAUACCAAUGUCAAUUCAUUCUUUAUCAGUUUUUAUAAUGACUUGUGUCAUUGUGUUUUAGGCCAUAUGCUACUGGAUGAAGCCAGACAAUGGUGAAUUUUACCCUGCCAAAAUGUAUGCUUUUUUUUUUAUUCUGUGUCAUCCUGAAUAUUUUGGACAUUAUUGUCUUCCUGUUCACUUGUGUGCCAUAAUGAUAAACCUUAACUUCCACUUUUUUCUUUGCUGUUUUCUUUCUAAUCCCACAAGUUUGUCCAUUUGUUCCAGGAAUAUGACUUGAAUUAGUAAAUGAAAACAGUGUUUGAGUAAAUGUGUUAAUUUCAACUGAAAAAAAGUCCUUACUUGUUAGGCUCUGAAGUCAUGAAUAUGACUUGAAUUUACUAAUUCAAGUCAUAUUCAUAAUUAUUACUCAUACAAAAUCAUUCUAGUGAUUUUCCUCGAAUUUUUGGAAUAUAUUGUAACAUAAAACCAUCCCGUUUGGCGUAAAGGCGCCAAAAGUGCAUUGGUUGAGGUUGGGUCAAUUUUCAAGUUUUGGGUGAAUAUUUUAGGCUAUUUGUUUUGGUUAAUAUUUUAGACUAUUUGUUGUUUUGAAUAUCAGGCUCGUAUAUAGCAACCAAUUCUCAUGAUGCCCCGUAAUACAUUUACCUUGUAUUUUCAUGCGUCGUUUAUGCAUCGUAUGUUUUGCUACUACCCGCUCUACUCACAGGGCUCCCAUUAAAUAAUGACAUGUUCUAAUAUCACAUAGCAUAAUGUAAUUCUACAAGGCAUUAUGAACAAGAUGUCAGUCAUAUAACCGGCGAGAUAUAACCGAUAUCUCGCCGUACCAAAAGCUUACGGUACCUGAUGAAAACUCCAAUGUGAUUGGAGCUUGACAUGUGAUGUUCGUGUGUAAAUUAUACUCUAUUUUAUCGUGUGUUGUUGUUGUUGUACUCCUGUCAGUCAAACUCUCUGGAAGGAGUCUAAAUACAUCCAGAUGUAGCUACGAAUAUGGUAGAAUAAUUCUGUAUUUAUUAUGCUUACACUACUGGUUUUGUAGUAUUCAAGAAUUCAUAUAUCACCAGUAGGGAAUGAUACAUGGAUGUCAGUUUUAGUCUUCAAGACAGUUUGUUUUCCUUUUUUUUCUUUUUUUUUUUACUGAAAUUAUAUAUUAUAUCCAGUAAAUCUUACUGGCAAAAGCUAUCUGUGUAUUUGCAGUCUACCACCAUUAAUUAUUGAUAUUUAAUAACGCUUUUAAGAUUUUCAGGUACUCUAUAUAACAUAACUUGAUGUUUUUUGAAAACAAUUGAUACUUUCAUGCCUUCUUUGUGCGACAAAAAGGACAAUUAAUUUUAGAAAUGAUUUGAACCAAAUAAUUAGGACCAUGAGUCCAAACAUGGUGGUUUAAAAAUAAUGAUACUAAAUAGCCACUGCAGAUGUGCAAAUUAAAUGAAAUCGAAAAAAAAAAUUGUUUGUACAAAAAAUGUCAUAAAAGUGAUCAAGCAUUUCAUUGCCACAAUGGAAUAUUAGCUUUGAAAAUGCCACCAUGGUCAAGCCAUGGGAAACUGUAUUCUUUAACAACCUUGUAAAAUCAAUCUGUACAUAUACAUGUGUAAUGAAAUAAAUCUGGUUGACAAGAAGAUUGUAAACAAGGUAUUGGUGGGAAAACACUGACCUGCCCAAUAACGUAUGCCGAUCAGAAUCUUUGUAAAAGUGCUGUAUAUGACAUUAAAUGAAGAUAUUUUAGAGCUCAUGUAAGAUAUGAGGUACAUAUAGCUCUAGUCAUGACUUGGGAGGGAGAAAGAACCUUAUUAUUCUGUUAAUGGUUUGAAUUUUAUCAAAUCCAUCAAUUAAUUAAACCUGUUAAUUGUUUAUCCUGUUUAAAUACCUCCUGUCAGUCUGGGGUAUUUGUUUAUUAUUAUUUUUUUUUUAUUACUGUCAUUGAUGUCAGCCAAACUUUGCAUUGCAAUGACGACAGUGUUUCCUGUCAGUAAAGGUACAGGUGUUCAUGGAAAUUAAUAAUGUACCCACUCUCAUUCACAGCACGAUUUCUACAAUUCCUGCAAAAACGGUUUUCCAAUAUUUGUGACCUUGAGGCAUAUUCUGAGUGGCCGUAUUGCAAUUUGUAACUCAAGCUCAGUUGUUAACUUUCAUUUUGCCUAGCUUUGACCUAGUAAAUGUGUUUGGAUUUGAAAUUCAUUUUUAUCGCCUUAUCAACUAUGACUAUCAUGGAGAAAUCUUUAAAAUUGCUAACAGAUUUGAGCAUCCUAAUUCAUACUGGUUUCUCAUUAUGACAAGCACAAAACAUUGUGCACUACUCUGUUUGACAUUCAAAUUUUUAAUCAUUUAUUUGGAUUUUUUUUGUUU